This is a messenger RNA of Sitodiplosis mosellana (orange wheat blossom midge), 3313 nucleotides long. RefSeq names its product DNA replication licensing factor Mcm3 (gene Mcm3). The transcript is spliced from 5 exons. Gene Ontology annotation, biological process: DNA strand elongation involved in DNA replication; DNA replication; mitotic DNA replication initiation. Gene Ontology annotation, molecular function: ATP binding; single-stranded DNA helicase activity; ATP hydrolysis activity. The coding region runs from base 434 to 2911 and encodes 825 amino acids. Gene Ontology annotation, cellular component: nucleus; MCM complex. The record is from RefSeq and is a predicted model, not a curated record. NCBI's taxonomy places the organism in Eukaryota, Metazoa, Arthropoda, Insecta, Diptera, Cecidomyiidae.
GACAUGGAAACUGUCACGCAAGCUGUCAAAUACCUAUACAAUCACACAUCGAAAUUAAGCCCAUAACAAAACCACAAUUUUUAAAUUGAAAUUAUUACAGAAAUUUCCGUGAGAAUUUCAGUGUAAACCAUUUUUUAUAUUUUAUUUUAAUUCAUCAAAUUAAUAACGUUGUGAAUUAGAAAAAGAUUUUCAUCUUUUGAAUAGAAUUUGAACAGAAAUUGACUCAGUCCGUGUUGAAUGUGCUUAGUUCGUUUAGGGCAAUACUAUAAUUCGUGCAUCGUGCACAUCCAACUUCAUGUUGGUUCAUACUUUCCCGCUAUUUUUGUGUAUGUCAUAUUCAACAAGCGUUGAUUUGAAUUGCAUUCGGAAAUUUUGCUCAGUUUGAUUCUUUUUCUUCAUAAAAUAAUUCAAACAAAUAAAUAUUUAAAUCGUCAUGGCCGAUGAAGAGCAAAGACUUCGUGAUAUUCAACGUGAAUACUUGGAUUUUUUGGACGAUGAGGAGGAUCAGGGUACAUACAUGGCCUCAGUAAAGGAUAUGAUUGCUGAGAAAUCCAAGCGCCUCGUUGUUAAUAUUAAUGAUUUGCGAAAGAAAAAUCCGGCCCGUGCAGCAUCGCUGUUGAUCAAUGCUUUUGAUGAACAAUUGGCCUUUUCCAGAGCAUUGAAGGAGUAUGUAUCGACGCUUCAGCCAAGUUUUGCCAAAACAUACGAAGAUUUUUUCGUUGGCUUCGAGGGUAGCUUCGGAAGUCGUCACGUUACACCACGUACACUGAAUUCCAGAUUCCUGAGCAAUUUGGUUUGCGUGGAGGGUAUUGUGACGAAAGUGUCGUUGGUGCGGCCAAAGGUGGUGCGAAGUGUUCAUUUUUGUCCAGAGACAAAGAAGACAAUCGAACGCAAAUACACCGAUUUAACGUCAUUCGAAGCGGUGCCAAGUAGUGCUGUGUACCCAACCAAAGACGAAGAUGGCAAUUUGCUGGAAACCGAAUAUGGAUUGUCGGUGUACAAGGAUCAUCAAACGUUAACAAUUCAAGAAAUGCCCGAAAAAGCACCGGCCGGUCAAUUACCGCGUGCAGUUGACAUUGUUUGCGAUGACGAUCUGGUCGAUCAAUGCAAACCAGGCGAUCGUGUACAAAUUGUUGGCAACUAUCGUUGUUUGCCCGGCAAAAGUGGCGGAUACACGACCGGUACAUUCCGAACCGUGGUCAUUGCCAACAACAUUUCACAACUGAACAAAGAGAGCAACUUGAAUAUUUCACGCGAAGAAGUGGCUCAGUGCAAAAAGUUGGCCAAGAACAAUGACAUCUUUGAAUUGUUGGCAAAGAGUUUGGCACCAUCGAUUCACGGUCAUGCAUAUGUUAAGAAGGCCAUUCUAUGCUUGCUUUUGGGUGGUGUUGAAAAAGUUCUAAUCAACGGAACACGAUUGAGAGGGGAUAUAAACGUUCUGCUCAUUGGUGAUCCUAGUGUUGCAAAGUCGCAGCUCCUGCGUUACGUUUUGUACACAGCUCCACGAGCAAUUCCAACGACCGGUCGUGGUUCCAGUGGUGUUGGUUUGACAGCAGCUGUUACAACUGAUCAAGAGACCGGCGAAAGACGUUUGGAAGCCGGUGCUAUGGUGUUGGCCGAUCGAGGCGUCGUUUGCAUUGAUGAAUUCGAUAAAAUGAGCGACAUCGAUCGUACGGCCAUUCACGAAGUCAUGGAACAAGGUCGAGUUACCAUUUCAAAAGCCGGUGUGCACGCCUCAUUGAAUGCACGUUGCUCCGUCCUGGCCGCCGCCAAUCCAGUCUAUGGAAGAUACGACCAAUACAAAACGCCAAUGGAAAAUAUUGGUUUACAGGAUUCACUGUUGUCGCGUUUCGAUUUGUUGUUCGUGAUGUUGGACACUAUCGACAAUGACAACGAUCAACGCAUUGCAGACUUUGUCGUUCGCAUGCAUCGUUAUCGUAAUCCAAAGGAGCAAGACGGUGAAAUUUUGCCCAUGGGUGGUAAUUAUGCGGAGUUUUUGACCACAUUCAAUCUCCAAAACGAAACCGAAGGCAACAAAGAGAUGCAAAUUUUCGAAAAAUACGAUGCUCUAUUGCACGGUGAUUCACGUACACGUUCCGAACAAGUGUUGUCCGUGCAGUUCAUGCGCAAGUACAUUCAUCUGGCCAAAUGCUUAAAGCCACGUCUAACACAAGAAGCAUCCGAUGUAAUUGCCAAUGAAUACUCACGUUUGCGUUCACAAGACCUUGAUGAUUCACAUAUGGCACGAACACAACCAGUUACCGCUCGUACAUUGGAAACGUUGAUUCGUUUGUCAACGGCUCAUGCCAAAGCACGUAUGGCCAAAACGAUUUCGGUCACUGAUGCCAAAGCAGCCAUUGAACUCGUUCAAUUCGCAUACUUCAAGAAGGUGCUUGAGAAGGAGAAGCGCAAACGUCGGCGCAGCGAAGAUGGCGAAGAUUCAGAUGGAGAAGAUGAUGAUCAUGACGAUGACAAUACUGUAUCACAACCAUCACAGGGUACACGUAAAUCAAAACGCACAAAAACCACCGACGCCAGCGAAACGAUGGACACAGAAGAAAUGGAUGAAACACCCGUGGUACAACCAGUUGAUGCUGGUGAUUUAACAAAACGUAGCACACGCAAAUCGGUUGGCCGAUCAACACAACAAUCGAGCGAAGGAUCAACAGCCAUGGAAACGGCCCCAUCACCUGAUUAUAUCAGUCAAGAACGUCUUUUGGUCUUCAAACAGAAAUUGAACCAAGCAUUCCGCGACGUACGAGAACAAACAUUAGCUGUGGAAGCACUCACGGGAGCCAUCAAUCAGAACAUUGACCAACCAUUCAGCUCGGCGGAAGUGAAUGCGGCCAUUGAACAAAUGUCUGAAGCAAAUCAAAUUAUGGUCGCCGACGGCAUCGUUUUCCUCAUUUAAAUUACUUCAUCUCGAUAUUUACAUUUUUACACUCUCUUUUUUUAUUGCAUUACUCUCUUGAUUUGUUAGUGUUUCGUAGUUUUAAGUCUUUUUUUUUCAUCAAAUUCAUAUUGUACGGAGAAUAAUUCCAAUUGACGUACCGUUGAAAUGAUCCGAAUGAACAAAUUUUGGUUAUUUAACAUCACAAACAAUUUUUUGUCUAUCCUCAAAUCAUGAAACCGUUUUGAAAGAUCUGUUAAUUUUGAUUAUGCAUUUUGACAUUCAAUAAAAUAUCGAGCAUUCAGUUUACUUGGUAACAAUAAAAUAUUUAUUCUUUUUUAUAUAUUCCGUUACAAAUUUACCUGAAAUGUCAAUACAGAACUCAUCCGAAUAAAUAAACUUGUUAUUAAUUAGUAGAGUAAA